Triticum aestivum (bread wheat) is the source of this 432-nucleotide messenger RNA. Its product is annotated as GDSL esterase/lipase At2g04570-like. Bases 1 to 432 code for a protein of 143 amino acids. Lineage: Eukaryota; Viridiplantae; Streptophyta; Magnoliopsida; Poales; Poaceae. The transcript has a single exon. The record is from RefSeq and is a predicted model, not a curated record.
AUGCAGUUGUGUUCAUCUCCACAGCAUCAGACGAACCACAAGAACUGCAAACUGAACCUGUACAAUCCUGCUCAGGCACUCUACCAUCUGGGCGCGAGAAAGUUCAGCAUCGUCAGCAUCCCGCCGCUGGGCUGCACUCCGUCGCAGAGGCUGCGCCGGCUGGCGCAGAUGGGCACGCAGGGCUGCUUCGACCCACUCAACGAUCUCUCGCUUCAGUCGUACCCUUUGCUGUCCGCGAUGCUGGAGGAACUGGCCCACGAGCUGCCUGGCAUGGCCUACUCCCUCGGAGACGCCUUCACCAUGGUCUCCUUCGUCUUCGCCAACCCACACACAAACGACUGGAGUAAGCAAAUCGCCUUGGCACGGCUCCUUGCCUGUGCAAAUAGCCCGUGGAUCUUUUCUAACUGUGAUUUUGCCGGCCUGCUCUUAUAG